UCUCCGCCUACGAGCUAGGUCGGAGCGAUCGCUUUCGGAUUUCCGUUUUGUCCUCGUAUUACUAUUUAUUUUUAUAUUGUCGCCAGAUCGGUUGCCCCGACAUGCUUUCCAGUAGAAGAAAAACGCAUUGGUAGGUUCUUCUCUUUAAAUUUGUCACGCUGGGCAGCUUUUCCUCGCGAGCAGCUCGCGCUGUCGGAAUCUCCAAGUGAAAGUAGUUAGCAGUGGUUUUGACACUUCGACGAUGUCCGGGUCUUAUUAUUUCGUGAUCGUCGGUCACUUCGACAACCCAGUAUACGAGAUGGAGUUCCACCCCGCCAACAAGCAGGCUAACAAGGAAGACCACCGUUAUCUCAGCCAGUUCAUCGCUCAUGCCGCCCUUGACCUGGUGGACGAGUGCAUGUGGGCCACCAACAACAUGUACCUGAAAGUGGUCGACAAGUUCAACGAAUGGUUCGUCUCGGCCUUCGUCACGGCGAACCGCAUGCGGUUCCUCGUGCUGCACGACGUGAAGAACGAGGACGGCAUCAAGAGCUUUUGCACCGAAAUGUACGAGUUCUACGUGAAGUACGCCUUGAACCCAUUCUAUGAGCACAACACUCCCAUCAAGUCGGCGGCUUUUGAUGAAAAGGCCAAGUUCUACGGCAGGAAGUACUUGACAGGCUGAGCACGUCUGCGAACUUGCGUGUUCCGAGAGAGAGAGAAUGAGCUCGAAGUUUGCAGAAGAUCAGUGAGCAUCAGCUCUGCCUUGAAACCAUUUAUGUUGUGUGUGAAUCACGUUUCAAAUGCUUUUCUUUGUGUGUGGGAGGGGCAGAAGGGUAAUAAACCUGUGAUGGAAGAAC
This is a messenger RNA of Rhipicephalus microplus (southern cattle tick), 839 nucleotides long. It is a transcript of the gene Trs20, whose product is annotated as trafficking protein particle complex subunit 2. Gene Ontology annotation, biological process: endoplasmic reticulum to Golgi vesicle-mediated transport. Lineage: Eukaryota; Metazoa; Arthropoda; Arachnida; Ixodida; Ixodidae. The record is from RefSeq and is a predicted model, not a curated record.